Molecule: messenger RNA, 2892 nt
Organism: Ochlerotatus camptorhynchus
Lineage: Eukaryota; Metazoa; Arthropoda; Insecta; Diptera; Culicidae
Product: paired box protein Pax-6-like
Exons: 6
Coding region: 930-2534 (534 amino acids)
Biological process (GO): regulation of transcription by RNA polymerase II; anatomical structure development
Molecular function (GO): RNA polymerase II cis-regulatory region sequence-specific DNA binding; DNA-binding transcription factor activity, RNA polymerase II-specific
Source: RefSeq, a predicted model, not a curated record
UCCAAGAGAGUUGUUACGCGCCGUACCUCUAUCUGAACCGAACAGCACAACCACCCGUCCGAGUGCCGUCGUUGUUGUCGUUAUUGUUGUGGUUGUCGUUGGCUGAUUGCAAGAUGUUCCGCGGGUCAACCGGUGCUCGUACGAGAAAUUGUGAUUGCUUUCGUUGUAGUGACUGUUUCCGCGAUCACCGAUCUACGAUGGGACCUUCCGUAGUUCAGUAGAAUUUCGGGUGCACGUGUUGAUUUGGUGAAGAACCCUCUGUGAGCAGUGAAAUAUUGCGCGAUUCGGUGAUCUACAAGCAGGUCUGAAGACCCUCGGAAGGUUGUGUAUGGAAAGAAAUGCUGGAAGCUGGAAGAUCAAGUGAGAAGCACCAUACAGAGUGAAAUGAGAAAAAAAGAAGUGAUCGAAUUAAUCAAAUUCUGGAUCGAGUGGGAAUUUUCCAGCGGUAAUUAACGCCCAAGAAACGCCCAAUACAGCAACUUGCGCUCGAGGAUCGACCGACCUCGAGUUAAUUAACGAGCAGCCUGUAAAGGUGGAUCAUACCGUAAAGGAAAGAGAGAAGAACCCAUCGGAAGUGUCAGCUCCAUUUGUCUCUGAUCAACUUUUAUAAUUAAUUAAUUAGCUCCAAUAUAGGUGACAGAAGUGAGUGUUCCUUUAGGUGGGAAGCUGGUUUAGCGACAACCGUGUGCUGUGUGUGUGCCAAUUAAACUCACAUUAGCCUCUCUGCCGAUGCCCGCACGGUGACAAGUGACAAGUGGUUGAUGCGGGUUGUCAGAAGUUGUACAGUGCUCAUAAAGUGCAGUUAGGUGUGACCUUGAACACAAUUCGAACGCAAACAAAAAAAAAACAAGAAGCAGCACGAUCAUCAGAACGUUCCAGAGGUUCCUCAACGGGUACCCGUCGACGUGUUGUCCGCCGCGCGUGUCCAUAUGAUGUUGAUUGGAUCGGCGAUCGGGAGUGAGUUCGCACAGCUGCCGACCAGUGGAGCCGCCCCGUGGAGCAUGGAACCACCACCGAGGGCACCCGGGGGUCUGCCCGGUCAGCAGCCCGGUCCGCCGCCGCCACCGCCGUCGAUGCAGCUAUCGCCUACCGUUGGUCUCUCGCCGAACCUCCCCUCGCCCGGCAACCUGCCCCAGUCGGCGACGAAUCUGUUCGGCGCUGCAGCGGCUGUCGCUGUGGCAGCCGGUCACCCCGCCAACGCCCAAGCUCUGGCCGGCCUGGUGUCGCAACAUCGACUUCUGGAGCUGUCCCGCUUCGGUCUGCGGGGCUAUGACCUGGCGCAGCAUAUGCUAACGCAACAGGGUGCCGUGUCCAAACUGCUCGGUACCCUGCGACCACCCGGUCUGAUCGGUGGGUCCAAGCCGAAAGUGGCGACACCGGCCGUCGUCUCCAAAAUCGAACAGUACAAACGGGAGAACCCGACCAUCUUCGCCUGGGAAAUCCGGGAACGUCUCAUCUCGGAAGGCGUCUGUACCAAUGCCACCGCACCCUCGGUCUCCUCCAUCAACCGAAUCCUCCGGAACCGGGCGGCAGAACGGGCAGCUGCGGAAUUUGCCCGGGCCGCUGGCUACGGUCUGUACCCACCGCCACCGUACGGAGGCUUCCCAUGGCCGACGCCAGCCCAUCUGUGGCCUCCGGGUCAAUCGCUACCGGGUAUGACCCCACCCGGUAGCAGCUCCAACUCCACCCCCGUCACCAUCGGGUCACCUGGAUCCGGAUCGCACGACACCCUCGGCAGUCCGGAUGGCAAUCGACUGAUCGAUAUCGAGGGAGAGGAUUCCAACAGCCUGGACGGAGAUCAACCAAAGUUUAGACGCAAUAGGACAACCUUUACACCCGAGCAGCUCGAAGAGCUGGAGAAGGAGUUUGACAAGUCGCACUACCCCUGUGUCAGCACCCGAGAGCGCCUAGCAUCCCGAACUUUGCUCAGCGAAGCCCGCGUACAGGUUUGGUUUUCCAACAGACGGGCGAAAUGGCGACGUCAUCAAAGAAUGAAUCUUUUAAAAAGGUCCAGUUCGCCGAAUUCCCGAGCGGCGGCAGCAAGUUCCGCUUUCACCCCUGGUUCCCCCCCACCGCGGCCGAGAUCGGGAUCGGCGUCGGCCACCGGAGUCCACCCGCCACUGGGAGCGGCAGCCCAUCACCAAAACCAGUCAACCUCACCGGUGGCGUCCCACCUGGCAGCGUCGCAGGCCCAUGCCCAGGCCCAGGCAGCAGCGGCAGUGGCAGCAGCUCAGGCGGCAUCAUUAGUCACAGCAUCAGCUCCAUUAUUAAUGGGCGGUGAGCAUAGUGCAUUCCGCUCGUUGGUCCCGACCUCGGCGGCAGCAUCGUUCUUUGCCGGUCUGUCCCGUUCGUAUGCCGCCACCACCGGCACCAGCUGUUCGUCCAAUCCGUCGGCCAGUCCGGUCCCGAGCGAUUCCGACGAGGAAAUCAACGUUCACGAGGAUGAGUCCGACAUUGAAGUCUCGAGUCGGAACGGCGACGGCGGAGGGCCAUCCACCACCCCGCUGCAGCUGACCAAACAUGAACGACACUAGGUGCGGAUUGGAGCGGAGCGUAGAGGCACGGUAGUACUCAAAUUUAUCUCUUAAUUAUUUAAAGCCCCUCCCCCCAACAAAAUCAAAUUUUGAUCUGUAAAUACCCCAACCCCUUUGGUGCAAUUUCCGAUGUCUUUUCAAUGGCUCCCAUUUUCCCGUUACGCAAUCCAUAGGUUUCAAUAUGGCUGCUGCUAGUGCAGUCAACGAGACUACAUCGAUCGACGGCAUUGGCAGAGGAAACCUUAGAAAUUGAAUACCCUCGCCCAGGCGCAAGCACGAUUACCCCUCUUUUACUUAAUGGCUCUCUAUGCUGCCGGACGGAACGGAACGGAUGGACGUACGGACGCAGCGCAGCCAU